Rangifer tarandus platyrhynchus (Svalbard reindeer) is the source of this 2625-nucleotide messenger RNA. The record is from the annotation of a GenBank genome assembly. Lineage: Eukaryota; Metazoa; Chordata; Mammalia; Artiodactyla; Cervidae.
AUGCGGGUUGCUGCGAGGGAUGAGGGCGCCAUGUUCUGGAAGUUUGACCUGCACACGAGCUCGCACCUCGACGCGCUGCUGGAGCGGGAGGACCUCAGCCUGCCCGAGCUGCUGGACGAGGAGGACGUGCUGCAGGAGUGCAAGGUCGUCAACCGCAAGCUGCUGGACUUCCUGCUGCGGCCGCUGCACCUGCAGGCCAUGGUGGCCUGGGUCACCCAGGAGCCGCCGGCCAGCGGCGAGGAGCGGCUGCGCUACAAGUACCCCAGUGUGGCCUGCGAGAUCCUGACAUCGGACGUGCCCCAGAUCAACGAUGCGCUAGGGGCGGACGAGUCCCUGCUGCACCGCCUCUACGGCUUCUUGCAGAGCAGCGGCAGCCUCAACCCAUUGUUGGCCAGCUUCUUCAGCAAGGUCAUGGGCGUCCUCAUCAACCGCAAGACUGACCAGCUCGUGUCCUUCCUGCGGAAGAAGGACGACUUCGUGGACCUGCUGCUCCAGCACAUCGGCACCUCGGCCAUCAUGGACCUGCUGCUGCGCCUCCUUACCUGCGUGGAACGGCCGCAGCUGAGGCAGGACGUGGUCAAUUGGCUCAAUGAGGAGAAGAUCGUCCAGAGGCUCAUCGAGCAGAUCCACCCGUCGAAGGACGACAAUCAACAUUCCAAUGCGUCCCAGUCCCUGUGCGACAUCAUCCGCCUGAGCCGGGAGCAGAUGAUCCAAGUGCAGGACAGCCCAGAGCCUGACCAGCUGCUGACCACCCUGGAGAAGCAGGAGACCAUUGAGCAGCUCCUGAGCAACAUGCUGGAGGGGGAGCGCAACCCAUCCGUCCUCGUGAGUGGGAUCCAGGUGCUGCUGACGCUGCUGGAGCCCAGGAGGCCCAGGUCUGAGUCGGUGACCGUGAACAACUUCUUCAGCAGCGUGGAUGGGCAGCUGGAGCUCCUGGCCCAGGCGACCCUGGACAGCACCGUGUCCAGUGCGGGGGCCCUGCACGCCCUGCGCCCGCGUCUUAGCUGCUUCCACCAGCUCCUGCUGGAGCCGCCUGAGCUGGAGCCGCUGCGCACGACAUGGGGCAGUCUGGCCCCACCCCUGGGCAACACGAGAUUGCACGUGGUCAAGCUGCUGGCCAGUGCCCUGAGCACCAAUGAUGCUGCCCUGACCCAGGAGCUCCUGGCGCUGGAUGUGCCCAACACCAUGCUGGACCUCUUCUUCCACUACGUGUUCAACAACUUCUUGCAUGCCCAAGUGGAGGUGUGCGUAAGCACGAUGCUGAGCUCCGGGCCCCCUGCCGACAGCGGCUCAGACACGCCCUCGGAGAACCCUGUCGUGAAACACCUGCUGCAGCGCUGCCGCCUGGUGGAGCGCAUCCUGACCUCCUGGGAGGAGAACGACCGCGUGCAGUCCGCAGGGGGCCCUCGGAAAGGCUACAUGGGCCAUUUGACAAGCGUGGCCAACGCCCUGGUGCAGAACUCGGAGAAGGGGCCCAAUGCAGAGCAGCUGCAGCAGCUCCUAAAGGAGCUGCCGCAGGAGCUGCGGGAGCGCUGGGAGGCCUUCGUGUCGGGCCCCCUGGCGGAGACCAACAAAAAGAACACGGUAGACCUGGUGAACACGCACCACCUGCACUCCUCCAGUGACGACGAGGAUGACAGGCUCAAGGAGUUCAACUUCCCAGAGGAGGCGGUGCUGCAGCAGGCCUUCAUGGACUUCCAGAUGCAGCGCAUGACCUCAGCCUUCAUCGACCACUUCGGCUUCAACGACGAGGAGUUCGGGGAGCAGGAGGAGAGUGUGAACGCGCCUUUCGACAAGACGGCCAGCAUCACCUUCUCCCUGAGCGCGGACGAUGACAACCCCAACGCCAACCUACUGGAGAUCUGCUACAAGGACCGCAUCCAGCAGUUCGACGAUGACGAGGAGGAGGACGAGGAGGAGGGCCAGGGCUCUGGGGAGUCUGAUGGGGAGGACGGUGCCUGGCAGGGUGGCCAGCUGGCCAGGGCGGGCCGCCUGGGCCAGCCCUCGGGCGUGCGGAGCCGGGGCAGCACGGACAGCGAGGAGGAGGAUGACGACGAGGACGAAGACGAGGACGGCCGGGUCCGCGGCAGGCCCGGGCCCCCCUGCUACCCCAGCGCCGGCCGCCAGCCUCCGGGCCCCAGCUGGACAGCUGCUUUUGACCCAGUGCCUAUGGACGGCCCGGACGGCUCCCAGGACUGCAGGGACAGGGAGCCCCGCGGGGAGCAUCCGGACCUCCCGGCCCCGUGCCCGGCUGGCCCUGCGACCCCCAGCACCCUGCAGCUCAGGUCUCAGGAUCCCGCCCCCCACUCCGCACCUCAGGAAGCCACAGACGGCAGCAAAGCAGCGGAGCCCGCGGUCCCCUGCCAGGCCCUGCUCAGCGUCGGGGACCUCCAGGCUGGCCUCAGAGGGACGCGCUCCGCCCCUAGCUCCUUGGACAGUGCAACCAGAGACCCUGCUACCUCUGUCCCGGCCCCCGGGGCCCACCAGCCCCCCCAGCCCCCAGAGGGGGAGAAGAGCCCAGAGUUCUCGGGGCUUCCCCAAAGCCAGAGUGCCCUGGUCCUCCAGCCGCUCCCGAUGCCCAACGGCUCUGCCCCAGGAGGCCCGGCGGCCCCGGGCUCCCAGUGA